Messenger RNA from Phytophthora infestans T30-4, 1062 nucleotides. RefSeq names its product protein kinase. Gene Ontology annotation, molecular function: ATP binding; protein kinase activity. Bases 1 to 1062 code for a protein of 353 amino acids. NCBI's taxonomy places the organism in Eukaryota, Oomycota, Peronosporomycetes, Peronosporales, Peronosporaceae. Gene Ontology annotation, biological process: protein phosphorylation. The transcript has a single exon. The record is from RefSeq and is a predicted model, not a curated record.
AUGGGACUUCUCCGCACCUACAUGGACGCGAUGUUGACCGCCACCUUCUCGUCACGUGGAUCCUCUGCGACCACACCCAAGAAGGGCGACAAGAAGACCCUGCAAUCCCCUCAGUCCUCCCCAAGAUCUACGAACUCUACACCUUCACCAGUCUCUACUAUCAUCCGAUCACCGCCCAAACGGUUGUCCGACUUCAAGGUGAUGGAGACUCUGGCACCGGCACUCUUCGGUGAAGUUCUCUUAUGUCUCGACAGCAAAACCGGUCGCCAAUUCGCCGUCAAGCGUGUGGAUCUCCGCUGCGCUCGAGCUCAAGUGACCAUUGGCAAACAGAUCCGAGUGGUUGAAAGUCUGCAGCAGGAGCGUGCUGUCCACCACAAACUCAUAGCUGCACAGACCACCAAUCUGCUGCUACUGGAGGAGGAGGUGCAAUACGGCGGCAGUUUGCACCUCAUUUUCCCCUACUGCUCAGGUGGUGACCUCUUCGACGUGGUGCGACACAGUCUACUCGACGGUAGACUACCUGAAGCCACUGCACGUCGCUUCUUGGGCGAUGUCGUGCGUGGUUUGCUGUGCUUGAAGCAAAAUGGCUUGGCACACCGCGAUAUUUCGCUGGAAAAUGUGGUGCUGGAUGCCGAAGGCGUUUGUCACGUGUGCGAUUUCGGUUUGGCCACGCAACAUGGCAAGUUGCUGGCUCCCGGUAGAGUAGGCAAAGCUUGGUACAUGGCCCCAGAGGUUUUCGCAGCCAAGGAGCCGUACGACCCGCUUCAGGCGGAUAUCUGGUCUCUUGGUGUACUGCUGGCAAUUAUGCUGGCAGGAGCCCCACUUGUGGAGAAACCCACAAGGGACGACCGUCAGUUCUGUAUCCUGAGUCAUGGUGGCGGUGUACGGAAGCUGCGUCGGGUUUUCCCUCGCAAACUGUCUGAAGAAGUCUGGGACCUCAUGGAGAAGCUGCUCACUACGGAUCCGCACAGGCGCCCGACACUGGAACAGGUGGCCCAACACCCCUUCCUAUCGUCAGACUAUCAUCGCAGUGUCAACUACGGCAAGCGCAUUUCCAGAUAA